Bactrocera neohumeralis is the source of this 629-nucleotide messenger RNA. RefSeq names its product partner of bursicon (gene Pburs). The coding region runs from base 57 to 524 and encodes 155 amino acids. Lineage: Eukaryota; Metazoa; Arthropoda; Insecta; Diptera; Tephritidae. The transcript is spliced from 2 exons. Gene Ontology annotation, molecular function: G protein-coupled receptor binding; neuropeptide hormone activity. The record is from RefSeq and is a predicted model, not a curated record. Gene Ontology annotation, biological process: G protein-coupled receptor signaling pathway. Gene Ontology annotation, cellular component: extracellular region; bursicon neuropeptide hormone complex.
ACGCGUAUCCUCCAUCCGGCAGAGUCGUGCGCCGAAAGUGUGGUGAAGUGCCGAAUAUGUCUACCCGUUAUUGCUCCUCCUCGUCAAUUUACGGCUUGCUGUCAUGGUUAUUGGUGCUGCUCUUUGUGCUGAGUGGGUUGGAAAGACGUGUGUCAGCGCUGCGUUACGCCCAAGGUACGGGCGAUGAAAACUGUGAAACGUUAAAAUCGGAAAUACAUCUGAUCAAGGAGGAGUUCGAUGAGCUGGGACGGAUGCAGAGAACCUGCAAUGCGGAUGUUAUAGUGAACAAAUGUGAGGGUCUGUGCAAUAGUCAAGUGCAGCCGUCCGUCAUAACGCCUACGGGCUUCCUAAAGGAGUGCUACUGUUGCCGCGAAAGCUUUCUCAAGGAGAAAAUAAUCACUUUGACGCACUGCUACGAUCCGGAUGGCACCCGCCUCUCCACACCCGAAAUGGCUACCAUGGAUAUAAGACUGCGUGAGCCAACCGACUGCAAGUGCUUCAAAUGUGGCGACUUCACCAGAUAAGCGCUAAAAGCGGCAUGCAGCAUAAAAAAUUAUACAUUUUUGCAGCUACAAGCACUCGUACAUACAUACAUACACAUAAAUUAUAGCAGCAACGCUGUCUACCUA